Molecule: messenger RNA, 2196 nt
Organism: Pseudo-nitzschia multistriata
Lineage: Eukaryota; Bacillariophyta; Bacillariophyceae; Bacillariales; Bacillariaceae
Source: the annotation of a GenBank genome assembly
CGUCAAAAUCGCAAGUCCUACCGUACCUCGUACCGUACCGUACGGUACGGUACUCGUGCUCGUAGCUACCGUACGAGCACGACUUUUCUUUCGUUAGCUUUCGUAAUGGAAGUGCUGAGCAGAACAAACAAAUCAAACGCAAAACUUGAMCCGCUAGACGUCUUCCAAGAAGGAAUCCAAUCCAAUAGAAGCUWCGGAACGGAUUUUCUCGAUAACCAAGAAGCGAUCCUUCCAUAUCAAUCGAAAAAAAAAGGACUACACGAGUCAGCAAACAAGCAUGUCGAAAGAUCAGCACGAUGAGCUCCUCGACAAGAUGGACGAGACUCGUAAAAAAUGGGCGGCAGAGGCCGCCGAAGCCGGCGAAGAACCCGAUGAUGGCGAUCGAUUGCUGCAGGAAGCCAUCGACAUGGCGAUCGCCAACGGAAGGGGAUGGGCCCCCGGCGAAAAGGAGGAAUACAUGAAAAAGAUUCUSGACGACGACUACAUCCCGCCCAUGUUUUGCUCGACGCAGGAAGAGCUCGAGAGAACKGGCCUGGCCGAUGCCUUCGGGGCCCUGCAGYACGACGACGAUCCGGCCAUUACCAUGAGGGCCUGCAAGCAGAAGGGGACGAACGCCUUUUUGGACGGGAAACGAAACGUGGCCAAGAACAUACAGUACUAUCGGGAUGCGAUCAACCACUACUACGAGGCAGUGGCAUGGGCCGGCAAAAUAGAACCCAUCGAGCACCGCGUCGCACACUCGCGGGAAAAGARCGGAAACGGAAGGGUGACGACCGACGACGAAGGAGAAAGCAAAACAAACMAACAGCAGCAGCGAGAGGAYACCUUCGAAGAAUUCACCGAGGCCGAGCUAGACGAAUUCAGAUCGACCCUUUAUUCGAACGCCGCUCUUUGCCACAUACUUCUCAAGAACUGGGGACACGCCAAAACGGAUUCGACCAAGGCCGUUGCCUUUAACAAGGCCAACAUCAAGGCCCUGUUUCGGCUGGCUAAGGCCAACCAGAUGUUGAAGGACUGGGAACCGGCCGGGGAGGCCAUCGAUUCCGGCCUCGACCUGGACCCRGAGAACAAGGACCUGCUCAAGCUGAAGAAGCUCUGCGGCGACAAGAUCAGGGCCGCCCGCUUGGCCCGGCAGAAACGCGAGCGGAUCCGCAGCGAGCGCGCCUCGGCCAUCAAGGCCGUGUGGAAGCACUGCAAGUCMGAGGGCAUCAAACUGGGGCGGAUCGCCCUGGUGGCCAGCACGACGGACAACCUGGAAUACGACGAGGACCUGCUGCUCGACGACGAUCGAGACGAGGACGCGGACGCCUUUGAAUCACGRUGGCACCACCACUUUCCCCACACCGGGGCCCUGCCGUCGCCGGACGGCGGGAUCAACGGCUCGAACCAGCUGUGGACCUGGCCGUGCCUGUUUUUGUACCCCAGCCACUCCCAGUCGGAUUUCGUAAAGUGCUUCCACGAGCAGGAACUGCUGGCCGAGCGCAUGGCCGAGCUCUACCCCGAGGUCGAAGAAGGCCAGGACACGGCCAUGCAGUGGGACUACAAAAACGAGUUUACAUGCAGCAACCUGGCCGUCUACUUCGAGGUGAACUGCCCCCCCGAGGCCUACGAAACCAACGCCGUCCUCCACCCCGAUCAGGUCGAGCCACUCCAGACCCAGGCGGCUACCAUGAAAUUCUWCGAAGCCUCCCGGGCACUMAAGGGAGACGAGGGCCCCGACCUGAUGCGGGUCGCCGAGCUCGUCGAGCGCAAGCGGCUCCGCAAGCAGCGCACCGCCUGGAAGAAGCGGCACAAAACCCUCGCGGCGAGGCCCGAUCCAAGUCCCUGCGUCCGGGUGCACCCGGCCAUGCCCCUGGAGGCGAUUCUACGGGACGACCGGAUGGUCGUGGCGAACUUUCUGGUAACCCUCGUUGUGAUUCCGGAAGACCACCCGGCCCACAAAGCCUACCUGAAGGAACACAAGUGCCUGGGGGUGCUGCAGCCCGACCAGUGAUCGGGAAAACGGGCGGGCGUGGCCGGGGCACACCGCGGAUCUUCCGUCGGAUCCAUGGUGAAAUCAUAUAUAAAAGACCCUAGAAAUGCCUAUUGCAGAAAAUAAGCACACGUGCUGCUUCUCCCGCUACUACCAGGGGACAAUCCACCCAAAGCGCAAAGGAAUUCAUCCACACAUCAAGGAAAUACAUUAUUUGCCCACAA